Dichotomopilus funicola is the source of this 1617-nucleotide messenger RNA. RefSeq names its product L-Aspartase-like protein. Gene Ontology annotation, cellular component: mitochondrion; tricarboxylic acid cycle heteromeric enzyme complex. The transcript is spliced from 3 exons. The coding region runs from base 1 to 1617 and encodes 538 amino acids. NCBI's taxonomy places the organism in Eukaryota, Fungi, Ascomycota, Sordariomycetes, Sordariales, Chaetomiaceae. Gene Ontology annotation, molecular function: fumarate hydratase activity. Gene Ontology annotation, biological process: fumarate metabolic process; malate metabolic process; tricarboxylic acid cycle. The record is from RefSeq and is a predicted model, not a curated record.
AUGCUUCGAUCGGUGCGUGUGUCCGGGCCCGCAAUGCGCGGGAGCCUAGGUGUGCCGAGGGCAGUUGUCCGGCCCCUCAGUAGCACAUGCUUGAAAGUGAGCUCCCGCGCAUCAUCGUGGACCCCCGUUUCGUCAUUCACCACCUGCCCUACGAACCCCGCGAUUCAGCACCAGCGAUACUUCCACGGCAGCGCGACAAGGAUGGCGGCCCAGACGAGAACCGAGAGCGAUGCCUUUGGCGAGAUCCAGGUGCCCGCCGAUAAGUACUGGGGCGCCCAGACGGAGCGUUCCCUCGAGAACUUCCGCAUCAACCAGCCCCAGGACCGGAUGCCGUCCCCCAUUGUCAGGGCAUUCGGUAUCCUGAAGGGCGCUGCGGCGACUGUUAACAUGCGCUAUGGCCUUGACCCCGCCAUCGGCAAGGCCAUCCAGCAGGCCGCCCAGGAGGUUGCGGACCUCAAGCUGCUUGACCACUUCCCCCUUGUCGUCUGGCAGACCGGCUCCGGCACGCAGUCCAACAUGAACGCGAACGAGGUCAUCAGUAACCGGGCCAUUGAGAUCCUUGGCGGGACCAAGGGCAGCAAGAAGCCGGUGCACCCCAACGACCACGUGAACCGGUCCGCCUCGUCCAAUGAUACCUUCCCGACCGUCAUGCACAUCGCCGCCGUCCUCGAGAUCGAGGGUGAGCUGCUCCCGGCCCUCCAUAGCCUGCGCGCCGCCCUCCAGGGCAAGGUCGACGAGUUCGAGGCCAAAAAGAUCAUCAAGAUCGGGCGCACCCACUUGCAGGACGCCACCCCGCUCACCCUGGCGCAGGAGUUCAGCGGGUAUGUGGCGCAGCUCGACUUUGGCAUCAAGCGGGUUGAGAGCGCGUUGCCGGACCUGCGGCUCCUCGCCCAGGGCGGCACCGCUGUGGGGACGGGUAUCAACACGUUCGAGGGCUUUGCCGAGGGCAUCGCGGAGGAGGUCAGCAAGAUGACGGGCACCGAGUUCAAGACGGCACCCAACAAGUUCGAGGCGCUGGCGGCCCACGACGCCAUCGUCCAGGCGCACGGCUCCCUCAACACCCUCGCCGCGUCGCUCACCAAGAUCGCGCAGGACGUCCGUUACCUUGGCAGCGGUCCACGCUGCGGGCUGGGCGAGCUGGUGCUGCCGGAGAAUGAGCCCGGUAGCUCCAUCAUGCCUGGCAAGGUCAACCCGACGCAGUGCGAGGCGCUCACCAUGGUGUGUGCCCAGGUGAUGGGUAACAAUGUGGCUUGCACGAUUGGUGGGAUGAACGGCCAGUUUGAGCUCAAUGUCUACAAGCCGCUGGUGAUCCGCAACUUGCUGCACAGCGUCCGGAUACUCGCGGACGGUAUGCGCAGCUUUGAGAAGAACUUGGUGGCGGGUCUUCAGGCGAACGAGGAGAAGAUUUCUAGCAUUAUGAAGGAGUCGCUCAUGCUCGUGACCUGCCUCAACCCCAAGAUCGGCUAUGACAUGGCCAGCAAGGUAGCCAAGAACGCGCACAAGAAGGGUUUGACUCUGAAGCAGAGCGCCAUGGAGCUCAAGGCGCUCACCGAAGAGGAAUUUGACACGCUCGUCAAGCCUGAGCUCAUGGUUGGGCCCAAGCCUUACAAGGGCUAG